Messenger RNA from Trypanosoma cruzi, 2289 nucleotides. RefSeq names its product cellulosomal scaffoldin anchoring protein, putative. The coding region runs from base 1 to 2289 and encodes 762 amino acids. The record is from RefSeq and is a predicted model, not a curated record. The transcript has a single exon. NCBI's taxonomy places the organism in Eukaryota, Euglenozoa, Kinetoplastea, Trypanosomatida, Trypanosomatidae.
AUGGAUUCGCCUACUUCGUUUGAGGCAAUGACAGCAUCAACAGUCAGAAAUGAAGAUUCACCGCCGCACAAAACCAUGACUAACGCAACGGUAACCAAGGUCUACACAGCUUCACCCACCUUAACGCAGACCGAGAAAAGGACGGGCACUCCAGCUUACACUGCGUUACCCACCUUAAUGGAGGCUGAGAAAAGGACGGGCACUCCAGGUUACACUGCGUCACCCACCUUAACGGAGACCGAGAAAGGGACGGGCACUCCAGCUCACACUGCGUCACCCACCUUAACGGAGACCGAGAAAGGGACGGGCACUCCAGGUUACACUGCGUCACCCACCUUAACGGAGACUGAGAAAGGGACGGGCACUCCAGCUCACACUGCGUCACCCACCUUAACGGAGACCGAGAAAGGGACGGGCACUCCAGCUCACACUGCGUCACCCACCUUAACGGAGACUGAGAAAGGGACGGGCACUCCAGCUCACACUGCGUCACCCACCUUAACGGAGGCUGAGAAAGGGACGGGCACUCCAGCUCAAACUGCGUCACCCACCUUAACACAGACCGAGAAAAGGACGGGCACUCCAGGUUACACUGCGUCACCCACCUUAACGGAGACUGAGAAAGGGACGGGCACUCCAGCUCACACUGCGUCACCCACCUUAACGGAGACCGAGAAAGGGACGGGCACUCCAGCUCACACUGCGUCACCCACCUUAACGGAGACUGAGAAAGGGACGGGCACUCCAGCUCACACUGCGUCACCCACCUUAACGGAGGCUGAGAAAGGGACGGGCACUCCAGCUCAAACUGCGUCACCCACCUUAACACAGACCGAGAAAAGGACGGGCACUCCAGGUUACACUGCGUCACCCACCUUAACGGAGACCGAGAAAGGGACGGGCACUCCAGCUCACACUGCGUCACCCACCUUAACGGAGGCUGAGAAAGGGACGGGCACUCCAGCUCACACUGCGUCACCCACCUUAACGGAGGCUGAGAAAGGGACGGGCACUCCAGCUCAAACUGCGUCACCCACCUUAACACAGACCGAGAAAAGGACGGGCACUCCAGGUUACACUGCGUCACCCACCUUAACGGAGACCGAGAAAGGGACGGGCACUCCAGCUCACACUGCGUCACCCACCUUAACGGAGACUGAGAAAGGGACGGGCACUCCAGCUCACACUGCGUCACCCACCUUAACGGAGGCUGAGAAAGGGACGGGCACUCCAGCUCACACUGCGUCACCCACCUUAACGGAGACUGAGAAAGGGACGGGCACUCCAGCUCACACUGCGUCACCCACCUUAACGGAGACCGAGAAAGGGACGGGCACUCCAGCUUACACUGCGUCACCCACCUUAACGGAGACCGAGAAAGGGACGGGCACUCCAGCUCACACUGCGUCACCCACCUUAACGGAGACCGAGAAAGGGACGGGCACUCCAGCUUACACUGCGUCACCCACCUUAACGGAGACUGAGAAAGGGACGGGCACUCCAGCUCACACUGCGUCACCCACCUUAACGGAGACUGAGAAAGGGACGGGCACUCCAGCUCACACUGCGUCACCCACCUUAACGGAGACCGAGAAAGGGACGGGCACUCCAGCUCACACUGCGUCACCCACCUUAACGGAGACCGAGAAAGGGACGGGCACUCCAGCUUACACUGCGUCACCCACCUUAACACAGACCGAGAAAAGGACAGCCACCCUAUCGAUGACGGUGCCUUCUCCCGAUCCUAUUCCUGGUGAUGAGUCUCGCGCUGAUCCCACGAAGUUUAUCCUUACCGUUUGCAGCAUUUUCAUUGUAUUGUUUAUUUUUAUUAUUGUUGUGGUGAUUGUACGCCGCUUGCGUCGCAAAAAAAGGCGGGCUGGGAAUAGAACAUAUGGCGGCUCAGUUGGAAGUAGCCAUGGUGGUGUGCAGGGUGUCUCAAACCCGCUUGCCGGACCGCAGGAGCGGAGUGCAUACCAAAGGGUCAAGCAAACUUAUUCUUACCCUGAAACGCCUACACCGCCCGUGCGGAUAAGUCAAGCGAGGACACCACAGAUUGUCUUGGGGGGACAGCCUUAUUUUUAUCCUUACAUGCCCGCACCGCCCGUGCGGUUGAGUGAAGGGAGGAGGCCUGACCUUCUAUCAGAGGGCAACCGGGAGGCUUUCCGUAGCAUCAGGAUGCAUCGAAUAAACCACAUGAAUGGGGAUGAAGCCACUCGAUUCCACCUUCUGCGUCACGCAGAAACGGCGUCUGUGGAGUUUGGCCCCUUUGUGGACUCCGAUAGCGAUUGA